Molecule: messenger RNA, 4469 nt
Organism: Coccidioides posadasii C735 delta SOWgp
Lineage: Eukaryota; Fungi; Ascomycota; Eurotiomycetes; Onygenales; Onygenaceae
Source: RefSeq, a predicted model, not a curated record
CCAGCAUUAACGCAAGUCGAUGAUCGCAGCGUUCUUCGAGAGAUGGCAAGCUUCGUCUAGCCCUGCUGUGCAUCAUGCAUGCGCGGUGCUCUUUCUGGCGGCACUCGCCCGCUCUCGGCACGGCACCCGGGCUCCAGACGGACUGCGGCCGGUUGGGUUUAACCUCCCUGUCGCUGGCCGAGUGCAGGUCUGCUUGGCGGCUCGUCCGCCUCUCCCCCACUGGCGAAGCACUAAACUAACUAACGGGUUGGCUAGCGAGGUUGCUGAAGGCCAGCUAGUCGACUCUCUCUCUUUCUUCUCCCCCCCCAGCACGCUUGCGGAAUCAGACUGGCGAAUUUCGACUUUGUCUCUGCAGGUCCCAUCCUACUCCAACCCACACACGGCAUCCUGUCACAUCCCGCCGCCUUCCCGUCCUCUCUCGCCUGCCUUCGUGUGUCACCCCGUUUCAGCGAUCGACGCCUGGAUUGGCCUAAACGAAACCCCCCUUCUGCCGUCUUCAAGGGCUUCGUCACCCGAUCGGGGUUCCAGCGCCUCCCAUCGCCAGUCCCCGACCACCGCAGGUCCCAAGAGCCUGCCGUUUGACAACGGCUGUGCGCAGUAUUAGGUACGCUCUUGCGGCACUCUGGAAUGACGGAAGCUGGCUCUGGGCGACUGAAUUGUUGAUCGAUUCGACCCAUCCUCGCUGGUGGUCAUUACUUGCCCCUGGGUCCGACACUUGGCAUUCUGUCGUCAUCUCAUCCGGCCAGGGACCUUUUUUUUAUCGAUGUCAAUGCCGUGAGAAACUGGGCGCCCUCGUUGGUCCAUGUGUGAUUCCCUUAAACAUCGCCAGUGUUACUGCUAUGAACGAUCGAGCACGAGGCCCAUCGCCGUCGCCUUGAACAGUCGAUGACCAUGCCCGUCGAACCGUCCCGGCCCAGUCCACGCUCAGAUCUUCUCGUCCUCCAGUCACCACUCUCACGUCAGCACCACAUGCCCUUGCUAUGCCCAGAAUUCCGUAUUGACGAAUAGCGCUUCUGUUACUUUUCGACUUGUCAAUUUCUACAAUCCUGGAUCCGCUACAGCGUUCACUGUGUUAGCCUGUGUGGAGCUCUUGUCAUUUCGAAAUGGACGCCGCUCAGGAACGAGAACGUAGACGACGAGGCUCAUCGCAAAAGUCCAUGCUAUCGAAGGCUCUCCAAAAAGCUAAUACGGCCGUGCUCCUGGAUAACGCCGCAAACUAUGAAGGCGCCAUCGAUGCAUACUCGGAUGCCUGCGAUCUUCUUAUGCAGGUAAUGCGCCGCACUGACGGCGGCGAUGAAAAGCAGAAACUUGAAGAAAUCCGUACUACCUAUACUACCCGAAUUACUGAGCUUCGGCGACUUGGUCUUUCGUCCAGAUCGGGUGGGAAAGCGUUGCCCGAAAGGCCUUUGAGCGAUGAAUCCUUGUCCCCUAGCGCAUUUUCUUUCCGAUCCGAUGUCCAUGAUGAGUUGGACGAGGAUGACCCAUAUGUUAUCGAGACGGCAACUGCUACUCGAAUACUCAAUAAUCCUUCUUAUAUGACCGACCCUUCUGAACCACGCACCUUACCUCCCUCACAGAUUCCUCCGCGUCGGCAGUCUUUAUUACCUUCAGCAUUUGACGACGAAGUUCGUUUUUCUAGACCCAAAAAGCCCAGCUUGCUCCGUGCAGGUUCAUCCUCAAACCUACCGACGCUGGCCGAACAAUUGGAUGAAAGCUCUCUUUCCGGUGAUAGAAACUCGGAGGGUAACGCGUUUCACCAUCAGAGUCCGUCACGAGAUCCACCUCUACCUCCCCGUACGGUUAGCCAGCAAUCAGAAUACCGAAAUCAAUUGUCCUCUCAUUUACAACCGGACUUCAACAACGAAUCUACCUCCUGGUUGGAUAAUGGUGAUUCCGGGGGAUCUUCAGCUUCGUCCCUUCGCUCGAGGUCAUCCUCUCUCUAUCUACGAAAGAGAGAUCGCAUGACUAGCGGAGGAACAGAGGCUGCAUUCGAUGCUGCACUGGAUGCCGCCGUAGAGGCAGCAUAUGAUGAGGGGUUGGAACCGGCCGACGAUUCAGACGAUAUGUCAGCAGAUGACGAUAUAGUUUUGAAUGUGAGAAGAAACGUGGAACGAGCUAAGCAAAAAGUUCGUGAGGCUGAAAUGGAAGCCGAAGCUAUCUCUGCUAAGGAGAGAGAAACGAGGCGGAUUCAAGAGGAAGCUUUUCAUGGUAACUACGGCGCGUUAAACGCGAGCUACGAAGAUGGAGAAGCGGAAGAGGAGGAACUAAUAUUGGAAGAAAUGAUGGAUGUCUUCGACUUUGACUUGCAAACCAAGUCGGCCCUACCACGGCAGUCUGGCUCCAGUGGGUUUUCAGGCCGAACUUGGGGAAGUUCGAUAGCGUCCAACGCUGCAACUACCGGAACAUCACUAUCUACCCUUGCAGAAGAAGAAAUUCCACCCACGAAUAUUAAAUUAGCUGAAUCAUCACAGAACCCUCCACCGUCACAACCGUCCUCCAGCGCUCCGGCUCCUUCUACACCAUUGCCACCUCCACCACCACCUCCACCACCACCUCCUCCACCUCCUCCGCCUCCUCCUUCUGCAGCACUGCCAUUUAGUCUCCCAUCCUCCCUACCACCCCUUCCAACACCCAUCCAACCCACAAUCACACCUAAUAGUCCGGUGGCUCCCAGUGUAAGGGCAAGGCGACUGUCCGGCUGGAACGCAAAGGAAUUAUCCAUCGAAACAAAUGGACGAUUGCCGCUAGGUGCCGAGGCUCCUCUUACGGUCCCUGGGUCAAGAACUGGGCACAUGUCACCGUCCCUACUACCCAAAGAUGAGUCCAAAACUGGGUUUACAGCUGCAUGGCAAAAUACAGAACCCAAAUCCGCUUUCCCAAUACAGCGUCUGAAAUACAACCAUGCUGCUGCAGGCUCAGCUGAAUCCCUUCCAAUACAGUCCCCGGUGGCCCCUUUCCCAGAACUGCAAGCAGACGAGGAUGAAGAUGACAGUAUGGAUCAUCGGUCCAGUGGCCAUACAGUUAGCAAAGUAGCUUCCGCACCGGACACGUUAAGAAAGGAUACUAUAUCUUCACAAUCCAAGUCGGCGCGAGGGAAACAGUUAUCCAUCUCUACUGAAGAUACCGGCAGGGUCCCGGAGAGCCCGUUGGUAUCUGCAUUUCCUGCUUCCAUGCGAAAAGGCCCCCAUAUGUCUGUCUCAACUGCAGGAAGCCCGUCUGUUGGGGGCCCUCACCAUAUUUUUGAUGGAACGUUUCAUUCCGCAAUGGCACCUGGUUGCUCUGACUCAUCUACCCCAAACCCCCCCGCGGCUCUGGAACCCUGUCCCCAGUCAUUUUUACUCCGUCCAUUCUGGCUAAUGAGAUGCAUUUAUCAAAGUAUCACUCAUCCGCGGGGGGCUUAUCUAACAACGAAACUUUUUGUUCCACGGGAUGUUUGGCGGGUGAAGAACGUGAAGCUCAAGGCGGUUGAGGAAAAGAUCUCAAAUUGCGAUCUUCUCACGGCUGCAUUAUUGAAAGUAGCGCAAGUUGACACCAACGAUGCUGACGCAGUUCUCGAAGAAAUGCAAUCCCUGGAUACCAUUCUCGAUCAGGUUCAAUUGAUAUUGUCAAAAAAGCUAGGUAACGAAGUCGGCGUCAAUGGUGCGAUGCACCUCUUCAAAUCAGCAUCAUCAGAGGAUUCUUCGACAUUUAGCGAACAGUCUUCACGAUCAUCGAGUGGGGGAAGUAGAUCUUACCUGACUCCGUUUAGAAAAUUGCGGUCAAAGAGCUCGGGGCCUAACGCUGGACCGUCUACCUCUGCGACUAAGGAGGCUAGCAAGGAUGACCUAACUAUGCACUCGUUGCCGAUGAAUACGACGUUAAAUUUACGUGCCCCAAAACGAAAUUUGCCGGAAUUGAAAUGCACAGGACCGAAUGCUAACUACAUGAAUGCAUUGGCAAGAUUGUGCGAUGCUGCGCAGGUACUUGAUCAAAUUGCCCGGCAAGUCGAGGACCCUGGGUUAAAGCACACAUCCGAGACACAAGUGGGUCUAGAACUAUGCGCACGCCAUGCUGCGGAGUUUUUUGGCUUUUAUGUUUGUCGAUUUGCUCUGAAUGACAUAGGAUUGAUGAUAGAUAAAUUCAUUAAACGUGGGAGCGAAUGGGUCUUGGUUUAACGUGUGAGCUCUUUUUUGGCUUUUCCUUGUUCCCGGGCUUUUUUUUCCUAUUGGGGUAUCCUUUUUGGUUGGUAUUUUUGGUUGCUUUAUAUUUGAUUAUUGAAAGAUAAUAUAGUAAUAUAUAUACACUAGAUAGGGGGGGUGUGUAUGAUGUAUGACUUUGAAUAUGAAGUGAUGUUCGAGGUUUUAGGCGUUAUUAUUGUCUGUUUGCUGGUAUCAUUUUCCAAUUUAUCAAAGCGAUAAGUGAUAAUGGAGUCUUCACUUGUAAUAUAUUUGUAAAUGCAAAUGCCAGAAACAAAAUUGUUGCUACUUAUG